This is a messenger RNA of Pantherophis guttatus, 5884 nucleotides long. RefSeq names its product exonuclease 3'-5' domain containing 2 (gene EXD2). Gene Ontology annotation, cellular component: nucleus; cytoplasm. The record is from RefSeq and is a predicted model, not a curated record. Gene Ontology annotation, biological process: nucleobase-containing compound metabolic process. Gene Ontology annotation, molecular function: nucleic acid binding; 3'-5' exonuclease activity. Lineage: Eukaryota; Metazoa; Chordata; Lepidosauria; Squamata; Colubridae.
ACAUGGCAGCGCCCUGAAGCGCUUGUAUGACAAUACACUUGUACGUUCCGCUCUGAAGGGGAGCCCGGAAGUCUUGCUGUGUCAACGAAGAGGUUUUUUUUGCCUUUCGCUACUGAAACAGAUCACUGCACAUUACCAUUUUUGCAAAUAUGGAGUAGAAAGGAAGAUGAAAAGAUGCCCAGACCAACAGCAGUCACUGUUACUGUGGCUACCCUAUUUGGCAUUGCAGCAGGAGGUCUCGCUGUGUGGAGGGUCAUCCAACAUCGAAAACAUAAAACUUGCAUUACACCAAACCAAGGAGGAAAUAUUAAGGAACGGGAAAAGAAAGAUAUCUCAGAAGACAUAUUUCGUUCAUUUUUACCUUCUCCCACAAUUUGUUGGCUGGAGGAGAUCCUUGAGGCAAAAGUAAUAAUCGUUUCUGAGGUAGAGAAGUGGAAUGAAGUGGAACCUAUAUUAAGGAAAGAGUUGGAAUGUUGCCCAGUCCUUGGAAUUGACUGUGAGUGGGUCUCAGUGGAAGGAAAAAAGGCCAAGCCUGUUUCUCUCUUACAAUUGGCUGCUUGUAAUGGACUUUGCCUCAUUCUUCGUUUGCCCCAGCUGACCAGUGGGGGACAAGUUCUUCCAAAGACUUUGCUUGAAGUUCUGGCAGAUGGCAAAAUCCUAAAAGUUGGGGUAGGAUGUUGGGAAGAUGCCAGUAAGUUAUUUCAUGGCUAUAGCGUAACUGUCAAAGGGACUGUGGACCUCCGCUAUCUGGCCCUAAGACAUAGUAAGACCUUCUCCACAAAUGGGCUCAGCCUGAAAUCUCUUGCCGAAAAGCUUCUCCAAUAUUCACUUGACAAAUCUCUACACUUGUGCUGCAGCAAUUGGGAAGCGGAACAAUUAACUCAAGAACAGAUUGAUUAUGCUGCCCGAGAUGCACAGGUGUCAGUGGCUUUGUUCCUCUACCUGGUGAAUCUUCCUUACCCCCCUUGGGCAUCAGGUGACAGACAUGUUCCUUCUGCUUGGGAAAAGGUUCUGAGGAAAUGUCAGGGUUUGGUGGAUGUGCCCUUCAGGGGAAAAAACAAUAGCUUUGGUGAUGAUGAAAACCUGGGAAAUGUGGAACAAAGCCCACAGUAUCAGAAACUUCCAUCUUUCCCAAUCAACCAGCAGGGGAAGGAUCCUCGGAAGCACAAAAGGAAGCCUCUGGGUGUAGGAUAUUCUGCCAGGAAAUCUCCCUUGUAUGAUAAUUGCUUCUUGCAUGCUCCAGAUGGGCAGCCUUUAUGUACAUGUGAUCGCAAGAAAGCCCAGUGGUAUCUUGACAAAGGCAUUGGAGAAUUAGUAAACGCGGAGCCAUUUACUGUGAGAUUAAAGUUUGAGCCCUCUGGACGCCCUGAAUCAACUGUGGAUUAUUACUUGACAGUCAAAGAAAAUCUCUGUGUUGUGUGUGGCAAAAAAGAAUCUUAUAUUCGAAAGAACAUUGUACCUCACGAGUACCGGAAACACUUUCCCAUCCAGAUGAAAGACCACAAUUCCCACGACGUGCUCCUUCUCUGCACCGCGUGUCAUGCGCUCUCUAAUUACUAUGAUAAUCAUCUCAAGCAACAACUGGCUGAAGAAUUUGGCGCCCCUAUUGGUUGCGAGGAGGGCGUUCGCUUGCUCGAAGAUCCCACCCGCAGAUUAGUCCGUUCGGCAGCUAGAGCGCUUGUGAAUGCAGACAGCCUACCUGCUGCCAGGAAGGAAGAGCUGUUGCAGCUGAUCAGAGAUUACUUUGCAUCUGACACGGUUUCCCCAGAGAUGGUGCAGGAAGCAGCUGGACUGGAAACCAGGAUUUUUAAUGAGAGCUAUGUGCCACAUGGCUUGAAAGUGGUUCAGUCUUUUGCUGAAGGGGGCUUAUAUUCUCUCAUGGGGCUGGAGAAACGUUGGCGCCAGCACUUCUUGGAUGUUAUGCAGCCCAAGCAUCUCCCAGCACAAUGGUCUGUUGAUCACAAUCACGACAAGUUGAUCAAGAAAUACGGGGAGGCUCUCCAGAUUGAACUUUCAUGAAGAUGAAAUGGUGAAACUGGAAAAUAUAAUGGAGACUUACUAUUUUCCUUCCCCCUCAUGUUGGAAUUAACAAGAUUCCACCCAGACAGUUACAUUGCGAAGGAAAUCUCACCAGCAUUGCCAGUUAAAACUAUUUUAAGCUAAAAAGUGGUUUUAAGUCUUUUUAAUUGUUUUGAAUUACAAUUUAAAUGUUUGUUUUAUAAAGAUCACCAUAGCCAUAUCUUCUUAGGAAAGGCCUCUGCACAUAUGUGGACCACUUUUAGUUUUUCAGAUGUGGCUUCUGAAGUGCAGUAGUACUACACUCACCGUUUGUCGUCAUUGGCCAUGGACACAGAAGACUGCAUGAAACAUUUGGAGGCUUUCAGGUUUCCAUCCCUGUUUUAUCUAAAGGUACCAUUAAGAGGGAAGAAGAGCAUCAGGUGUUUUUUUUAAAGAGAAUUUAUUUGUCUAACAGCAAUUAUAUAUCACUCAAAGCCCAUAUUUAGCUAUUAAAACUCAUGUCAGACCUGUCCCAGCUUGGUCCUUUAGGAAAGAAACAUUCUCAACUCCAUUUGUAGCAAAAAGGUUACAUUUACUAAAAGCCAAGUGAUUACAGUUAUGCGAAGCCAGAACUAAGAGUUUGUGUGCAAAGAUUCCCUAGUUUUUUUGUUUUUUUUUUUAAAUUUGAUUUAUAUGCCGCCCUUCUCCGGAGACUCAGGGCGGCUUACAAUGUGCUCAGCAAUAGCCUUCAUCCUUUUGUAUAUUUAUACAAAGUCAGCUUAUUGCCCCCACAACUGGGUCCUCAGUUUACCUACCUUAGAAAGGAUGGAAGGCUGAGUCAACCUUGAGCCUUGGCGAGAUUCGAACCUGCAGUAAUUGCAGGCAGCUGGUCUUAAUAACCAGCUUAGUAACAGGGUGCCUUAGACCACUGUACUACCAAGGCUCUUUGGUUUUGGAAAGUUUAGUUAACUUUCCCUUCUUGUGUCCCUUGUGUUUAGUUACAUUUGAAGAAAAUGUUUUGGUAACUAAUCCCCACUAGAUAGAUGGAUGUUACAUUCCAUCCCAAGACUGCAGUCUUGGAUGACUCAGGACAGCACGAAGUUUACUUUCGAUUUCCCCUUCCCUUGUCUUCCCCCAGCUCCCUUCCCCCAAAGCUCAUGGCAGUCUGGCAACUAGUGAAGCACAGUUGUGAGCAAAGGAUGGCAGCUCUGACAACUCACUGGGUAACUUUGAGGCAGUCCUUAUCGCUCACCUCACCUACAUGUGUGGCCCCAAGGAUGAAGAACAAGGGAGCCAAAGGCUUGUUUCAAUGUUUUAUUGUUCACUGUGGUGGAAGUUUGCAUUGUUUCAGUUCCAUUCUGCUGGAAUAUAAAACACACACAAUUUUUCAGUGGGAUUAUCCUAAUGGUGUUAUUUUUUUCUGAACUCAAAAAGUGUCCUUUUCCAAUUUAUCCAUUUCCCUACAUUGUGUGUCUCUGAUCCUCUACAAAAGAACAUUAAAACUUAAAUUUGUGUUGGUGGUUGCUUCCGAUAGGAUCUUUACCAGUUGGAUGAAAAAGUUAAUUUUUACUGAGGUGCUGAAUCUAACUGGGCAUUUACCACCUUAAAUUUUAAAUAGAUGCCAAUAUGAUAGAAUGUGAUAACUGGGAGUAUGUCUUUUGAUAUUAUCUGGUACUCACUGAGCUUGUGGAAACUGACAAAGUGGCUAAGAUUCCCUGUGGCAUCAGUGCUGUGAUUUAUAAAUUGGAUUCAUGCCCUCUUGACUGAUUUGGUCUGUGAAGAAGACGGAAGUAUUUGGAUGCGAGAGGUGGUAAUGGCUUCCUUGAGAGAACAUCUGAUGGUACUAGCCUUGAAAAAGGCAAUCCAGCCUUAUUUGACACUACUGCUGCUCUCUCUUCCAACGUCUCCCAACUUCAGAGGAUCCUAGAUGAAGCACAUUAUCCAGAUCCCAUUUACUCUGGAUUCAGAUCUGUCAGAGAAGAGACAUAACAUUGUGUCAAACUUUCAACAGGAGAAUGCCAACUCUGCAAAAAAGAUUCAUGAAUAUCAUUAGCUAAAUUUACUUUGAAGAAAGUAAAGAGCUAAUAUAGAGAAUCUUAGGAACCAAAUAAACCCCAAAUCUAGCAUUUAUUUAUUACUGAAUGUAUUUGUUAUUAGUGAAUUCACUUGGGCAGAGUCUCUAAUUUCUAAGAGCCACAUGAAUCUCUUGUUUCCGGAAUGCCAGGGUGAAGGUCCUUCCCUUUCUUUCCCAGACCUGGAGAAUUCACAUCUAGUCACUUUGGUGGAUGUUUUAUUUCAAGGAUAGGAAUGCAAGAAGUAUUCUUGUAGUGUAAUACAGGUAAUACAUUCAGUAACUAUCUUCAUAAUCUUUUGCAGUUGCGAUAGUGAUGAAAAAAUAACUUUAUUAUCAAUCUUAACAUUUAGGACUUUCACAGGUGUGUAAAGCAAAGGAAAGGUGAAGUAAGAUCAUAAACAUAGUUGCGGUUUCACUUAGUGACUACUUUUCUUAAUGACCAGGCUACUGGUCCCAAUUGUGGUUGCUAAACAAAGAACUACCUGUUCAUCCUUUUUGGUCUUAUUAGACUUUUCAUGGUAUCUCACUGGGCUACCUUACUGGGGAUGGGAGUUGAAAGCACCGUUUUCUGGUAAUUCUGUUCUUUCCUUAAGUGGAUGGUUCUAGUCAAUAAUGGGCGGCGGGUGGGGGGAGGAAAAUCAGGUUGAUGGGUUAGGGAAGAGUCUAGGUUGGUGGGUUAGGGAAGAACCCUCACUCCAUGGCUUGGUACCGGUCUGUGACCCGCUGGGAACUGGGCCACUGUCAGUCCACGGAGUUGGAAAGGUUGGGGACUGCUGGGUUAGGGGAUGAUGAUGCUAGGACUCAGAAAUGGGCCUUAGUACUGAGGAAUAUCCUUGCUCCCUGUUAGCACUUUUACAAGGCAGUCAAGACUAUUUUUGGAACAGAAGUUUGGGUAUUAGGUCUCUUAGCAUUCAACAGAUUGGGUGGAUCUCUCUAUUCUAAAUGUACUGUUUUGUUGGGUUUUUUAAAAAUUGGUUUUGAUAUUUAGUCUAAAUUGUCAUAAGUUAGGAAGAUGGUAUAAAAGUGCUUGUAAUAAACAAAUAAUGAAUAAAUAAGUUAAUUACCGAAGUUUGCAUCUUUCAUGCUCAGACACUAGCAGAUAAAUUAAUAUGGCAAGGAAAAACUUAUAACAGGAACCCUUUGUUGGAGAUCCAAUUUUCUCUAUGCUACUGGAUUUUUAAAAAUAGAAUUGCUUUUGGUCAUAUAAGCCUCAAUUUGUUAUCUAAUAUUAAUGCCUAUUCAUAGUUUAAACACCCAGGCCUCUCUUGAAGUGUUGAUGCUGGCAAAAAAAGAAGAAGGAAAAGUUCAGUUGAAAAUUAUAAUUGGAUACAUGGAAAACACAGAAAUGCCUCUGUUCUUCACAAGCAGAUAUUCAGCUGCUGUCAAAAGCCCUGAGAAAAAUGCCAUCUGCAAGCAGUUGGGACAGAUCAUCUUGGAGGGUCAUGACAAUACUAUAAUGUGUUUUGUGAACCAUCUAGCCUUUUCAAAUACAAAUUUAGUGCUUCUGGGUCUUGAAGCUUACCAGAAUGGUACUGACCUCUGAACUGAUGAAAUGCUGUGUGAAAUGUUUGAUUUUUUUUCUUAUGGAAGAGGAAAAAAAAAUCCACAAAGAGGUUAUUGGAGAAAGUUACUUUGUAGUGUGGGUGCAGAAGAUGGUGGGAAGCGGUAUAAAUAUACUAUUCUCCAUGCUCAUAACACACUGUAAAGUCUAAUGUAAAUAUCCUGCUUUUUUAAAAAAUGUGCCACUACCGAUUCAUCAUUUAUAUUUUUAAGUGUCUUAAUGUUCUUUUUAAAUUAAAGCUUUAAAAACUA